AUGGCGUUCUCAUUUGGCUUUUCUGGGGACGACAUAGACGCCUCCAACGAUGCCAAAGCCCUACAGGCCGCUGCCCCCACGACCACAGCGUCGCAAGCCGGCGCAUUCCCAGUCGCGGGUCAGCCUCAGCUGCCCGCCACACGCCAUGAUCUUUCCGAAAUGCUUGAUGCAAUGCCCUCAAAAAUUGCGUACAGCCUGCUGGACGUGACCCUUGACGACGCCAGUGUCGUGCGGCUGCCCCGUCGCGAACUCUGGGAUGUGCGAGUGCAGCUCAUGGCAGAGGAAGAGGAAAACGCGGAGCAUGCCGUCGGCGCAGAUAGCUCCGGUCUGGGUACCCAUGAUGUCAAGACGGGCGUAUAUGAAGGAGGGUUCAAGAGCUGGGAGAGCAGUGUAGACUUGGUCAAGGUGCUGGCUGCUCAGGGUAAAGUCUCUGCCGCCGAACAGCUACCUAUGAGAAUCAUAGAGCUUGGUUGCGGAACCGCUUUGCCCUCCGUUUCCCUCUUUCAAUGGACAAUAGAAGCCAACACACCGACCACAGCUGCGACGCGCCAAUCAACAUCCUUCAUCGUUGCCGAUUACAACCCUACCGUAUUGCAGCUCGUCACUCUACCCAAUUUCAUUCUCGCAUGGGCUCUUUCCGCUCGUGAGCAUACACCCGCCCUGCACAACGCCUUCUCCCUCGAAGACGAGCUUGAGCUGCUCCCCGGGGUCAUUGCAGCUUUCCAGUCCUAUCUCAUCGCCAGUCGCAUUUCUCUCACGUUCCUGUCUGGUGCCUGGUCCUCCGAUUUUGUUGAGCUCGUGUACACCGGUAUCCCCGGCGAUGUGACAGACCCGAGCGCGUCCGCCGCCACGCUGCUCCUCGGCGCAGAGACGAUUUACUCGCCGUUCGCGCUGCAGGCCUUUACGGAAGUCGCGUUCUCUAUACUGCAGCGAGAAGGCGCAAAACAUGACACGUCGCCGGCAGUAGCUCUGGUAGCGGCCAAAAAGUUGUACUUCGGCGUUGGAGGCUCCCUAGAUGACUUUGUCGACCAGGCCCGCGGUCGUGGAGGCGAUAUCACGACCUUACGAGAAGAAGCAGACGGCGUGCGACGCGGUGUGGUCAGGUGCAUUUUACAAUCAUAG
Molecule: messenger RNA, 1122 nt
Organism: Akanthomyces muscarius
Lineage: Eukaryota; Fungi; Ascomycota; Sordariomycetes; Hypocreales; Cordycipitaceae
Exons: 2
Coding region: 1-1122 (373 amino acids)
Biological process (GO): peptidyl-histidine methylation, to form tele-methylhistidine
Molecular function (GO): protein-L-histidine N-tele-methyltransferase activity
Source: RefSeq, a predicted model, not a curated record